Gastrolobium bilobum is the source of this 1526-nucleotide messenger RNA. RefSeq names its product ABSCISIC ACID-INSENSITIVE 5-like protein 2. The transcript has 4 exons. Gene Ontology annotation, cellular component: nucleus. The record is from RefSeq and is a predicted model, not a curated record. Gene Ontology annotation, molecular function: DNA-binding transcription factor activity. Gene Ontology annotation, biological process: positive regulation of DNA-templated transcription. The coding region runs from base 343 to 1308 and encodes 321 amino acids. NCBI's taxonomy places the organism in Eukaryota, Viridiplantae, Streptophyta, Magnoliopsida, Fabales, Fabaceae.
UUGGAUUUUCUUUCUGCGACCAAGCACUAUACAUUUGUACACACCAACAAACAAACUUGUUUUAUGAAUCUUUGUCAAACGCUUCUGUUGAUUCUCUGUCAAAAACUCAUUGCUUCAAUCACUCACUCAACACUUUCAGAUCGGUGUCUCUCUUGGACAAAUUGACAAAGGGCUUGUAGGUUAUUGUAUUCAGAUGAUCUCCACAAAAUUAGUGAUUAUGAAUUCUUCAUUUGUCAGCUUCUAAUUUUCUGGGGAAGGGUUGGAGUUUUGGAUCAGGUGCUUUCAGUCUUGUAAAGUUGAGUGGGAGAUAUGGAGUGAAUUGUUAACAGUAAUAAUUGGUAAAUGGGGAUCCAAACUAUGGGGUCUCAAGGUGGUGGAGAUAGUAAUGGAAAACGGUCACAACUCCAACCUCUAGUGCGGCAAAACUCAAUGUACAGUCUCACACUUGAUGAGGUUCAGAAUCAAUUAGGUGAUUUAGGGAAGCCGCUAAGUAGUAUGAACCUUGAUGAGCUUCUAAAAAAUGUAUGGACUGUCGAGGCAAGCCAGUCCAUGGGUAUUGACAUUGAGGACAGGGCACAAGCUAGUCAAGCUGCUUUGCAGCGUCAGGCUAGUCUGUCAUUGACUGGUGCACUAAGCAAGAAGACUGUCGAUGAGGUUUGGAGAGAUAUCCAACAAAAGAAAAAUAGUGACGAGAAGAAGUCUCGAGAGAGACAGCCUACUUUGGGAGAGAUGACAUUGGAGGAUUUCUUGGUGAAAGCAGGUGUUGUUGCAGAAGCAUCUUCUAAUAGAAAGAAUACUGGUAUUAUAGCUGGGGUUGAUUCAAAUGUAGCAGUACCACAGUUUCCUCCGCAAGGCCAGUGGAUACAGUAUCAACAACCAUAUCAGCAUCCACAACAAAGUUUAAUGGGGAUUUAUAUGCCUAGCCAGGGUAUAGCACAGCCAUUGCACAUGGGACCUGGUGCUUCAUUGGAUGUUCCCUUUGCAGAUAGUCAGGUGGCAUUGCCUUCACCUCUGAUGGGAACAGUGUCAGAUACACAGACACCUGGAAGAAAAAGGAGCACCCCAGAGGACAUGAUGGAGAAGACUGUUGAGAGGAGGCAGAAGAGGAUGAUCAAGAAUCGGGAAUCUGCUGCCCGUUCAAGAGCAAGGAAACAGGCAUACACAAAUGAAUUGGAGAAUAAAGUCUCGCGCCUGGAAGAGGAAAAUGAAAUGCUGAGGAAACGAAAGGAGCUAGAUAAGAUGUUGCAAUGUGCACCACCUCCAGAACCUAAAUAUCAACUUCGCCGAAUAGCAUCAGCUCCAUUCUGAGAUCUGUACCUAUAAGUAGAGGUUUGUAGAUAUGAGCAUCAAGGAAUGCUCCUUCUAGUUUACUAUGAGGUUAACACCUGCCUUCUAGUAUCUCAGGAAUAGCUAUGUGAUGCAUUUAAAUCCAAUGGCUUUGUUUUACUAGUCAUUAGGUUCUUUGUAACUAACUCCUCUGAAAUCCUUCCGUAAAAGUUUAUGGACAAUUCUGUAGUUUUACAUUA